UUUAUCAGCGAUCGACCGCUCGGCACCGUGCACAUCUCUUCAUUUCUCUUUGCGCGCGUACUACCGCCGGCCCAGUGGAUUUUGCCGUUCUUCUUUCGAUGUAAGUCGAUUUUCUCUAAGGAGCGUCACAAACGCCCUUUUAACAGAUCAACUCGGCCCUAGCAUUUGGAGGUCGUCAACGUAGGUUUCCAGUGUGGAACCAUGGCUAACUCCGUGCGCAAGAUUUGCACGAAAAUCGGAAACGGUCAUCAGUAUUUGUUGGGCACGGCCAAAAUGUCGGCGUACGGUGGUCACGUCGUGUUGGACGCCGUUCAGAAGCACUCGGUCAGACCGCAGGUCGAGACAAUCUGCAAAAUCAAUUAUGCCGACAAUUUGUUUCAUCAAUCACAACCGUUGCUCAACUACAUGGUUCAACCUGUCAAAAACAAACAGUCCGUAGAAACGGCUGUUGAAUGGUUUAACAGACACACAAACCCCAAAAAUGAUGUCUUCAACAGCACUAAGCUUAAACAAGACAAUCUUUCAAAGUCUAAUGAAAAUAUUAGCACAUCAGAUUCUAAUGGGCUACCAAGUUUAGAACAGCUUGAACGUGUUUACAAUAGGUUGGGAGAAGAUUUACCAUUAUUGUUUAGACACAAUUUGGAUUAUUCAUUAUACCAUCCCAGAUUGGUAUUUGAGAAUAACAUCAGAGGAACAAAGAAUGUAGGAUUAGAAUACUUCAUGACAACAAUUUCUUUACUACGUUUGAUGGGCCAUAUAAAGUAUGCUUAUGUAAAAUUUGAUAUAUUAAAAAUAACCAAACAUCCAGAAGAUGGAACAAUCAAAAUACGCUGGAGAAUCAAAGGUAUAUCAGGAAUAAAAGUGUUCAUGAAGUUUUGGAAAUUCAGACUUUGGAAUUUGGAACAAGUCAUUAAAGAAAAUGUAGAAUCGUGGUAUGAUGGGUUUUCAGUACUCUAUUUAGGAUCUGAUGGUCUGGUUCAUAAGCUUACUGCAGAUAAAAUGCAACCAGAUAACAAUAACCCACUACUAGAGGUUAAAAAUCCAUUGGCUACUAAAUUGGCUCUAUUUCUAGGACUAUCACCACAGUUGAGUAAUUUGGAUUGCUUAAUUUCAUUUGACUCUGAACAGACAAAUGAAUUACUUAAAAUGGUUAUUAUGUCCCUAGAAGAUGUCAUUUAAUAUUAAUGGCAAUAUAUAAAGUUAUUUCAUGCCGCAUUAAAAAUCUCCAUUUUGUUUAAUGUUUAUGCCAUUGAAACCUUAUUGCUUGAUAAUAUUUAUAUUAUUAGGUAUUGUUAAUGUAUGUGGCUGUUAUGAAAAAAUGUUUGUUGAUUGUAAAUUAGUUAUAUAAAUAGAUAGUCAAUGAAACUAAACACUGUUAAUUUGUUGUAAUAAAAAGUGAACACACAAAAUUGCUUAUAGAAUUACUAAAUACUAUAGAUAAGCAUUGCUAUUGAUCUUUGUGUAAACCAAGUAUAACUAAAACUCUUAAAGAUUUUACUAAAUUUGUUAAAAGUAUAUCUAAUGUCAUACAAUAUUCAAUAUUGAGUACCUAUUUAUGUUUCUCAAUUUUUGUAUUUUAUUAAUUUGGUAU
Messenger RNA from Diuraphis noxia (Russian wheat aphid), 1591 nucleotides. RefSeq lists its product as uncharacterized. NCBI's taxonomy places the organism in Eukaryota, Metazoa, Arthropoda, Insecta, Hemiptera, Aphididae. The record is from RefSeq and is a predicted model, not a curated record.